AGGAAAGGAGGCGUGGGGCUGGCCAGCCAGCCUCUGCUGGGCUCUCCUGAGCCUGCAGAUCCCCCAGGCAGCCUGGAGGGCUGCCCCGAAGAUGGGCACCAGAGCAAUGGUCAUGCCCCACCCUGUAUGGGGGCUGCUGGGCUGCUGUUUCUUCUGCAGCUGGGCUCGGGGGGAUCCACGGCCCCUCCGCUCUCUGCCACCACUGUCCUCCCAAGUCAAACUGGGGUCCGUGCCUAUGUGGGUACCCCCAGAGGUGGCCGAAGCAGCCUUGGCUUUUCUCUACUCUGGAGAUGCCCAACAGCUGUCAGGGGCUAAUUGCACUGAGCGCUACGAAGCCCACAGCGCAGGAGCCAGGCCAGGGCUGCCCCCUGUCCUGUGGCGGGCGGCGGGCACCCUUGCCCAGGCCGCCAACUUCCUCAACAUGCUGCUACAAGCCAACGACAUCCGGGAGUCCAGCGUGGAGGAGGAUGUGGAGUGGUACCAGGCACUGGUCCGCAGCAUGGCUGAAGGGGACCCAAGGGCAUAUCGUGCUUUCCUGACUUUUAGCCCUCCACCAGGGGCCAGCCACUUGCAGCUGGCCCUUCAGGCCACCCGGAGAGGGGAGGAGACCAUCCUUCAGGACUUGUCUGGAAGCAGGGUGCAGGUGGAGAGCCCAACCGGGGCCCCAGACACCUCUGCCCUGCAGAAGCGGGUGCUGACCAAUGACCUAGGGAGCCUCGGCAGCCCCAAGUGGCCACAGGCGGACGGCUAUGUGGGAGACAUGCAGCACGUGAAGCCAUCCCCUCCCUUCCUGGAAUGCCAGGAUGGCCGGCUCCGUCCUGGCUGGCUUAUCACACUUUCUGCCACCUUCUAUGGACUCAAGCCAGACCUCAGCCCAGAGGUCAGGGGGCAGGUGCAGAUGGACAUCGAUCUUCAGAGCGUGGACAUCAAUCAGUGCGCCAGUGGGCCGGGUUGGUACUCUAACACACACCUGUGUGAUCUCAACAGCACCCAGUGUGUCCCCCUGGAGAGUCAGGGUUUUGUCCUUGGCCACUACCUGUGCCGCUGCCGACCUGGUUUCUACGGGGCAAGCCACUCCGGGGGGUUAGAAGAGAGUGCCACCCAGCCUACUGGGCAAUUCGGGUCCCCGCAAGGCAGCUCUGGGAGGCUGCUGCGGUGCCAGCCAUGUGCCGAGGGCUGCACCAGCUGCGUGGAUGCCUCGCCAUGCCUGGUGGAGGCGGCUCUGGCGCUGCGGGCAGCCGUGCUGGCCUGCCAGGCCUGCUGCAUGUUGGCCGUCUUCCUGAGCAUGCUGGCCUCCUAUCGCUGCCGCCGGAGCAAGAGGAUCCGAGCCUCUGGAGUUGUCCUGCUGGAAACCAUCCUUUUUGGAUCCCUGCUUCUCUACUUCCCUGUGUUCAUCCUGUACUUCAAGCCCAGUGUUUUCCGCUGCAUCGUUCUCCGUUGGGUCCGGUUGCUGGGGUUUGCCACUGUCUACGGCACCAUUAUACUCAAGCUUUAUAGAGUGCUCCAGCUAUUUCUGUCCCGAACGGCCCAGCGGGGCCCCCACCUGAGCAACGAGCGGCUGCUGCGGCGUCUAGGGCUGCUCCUGCUGCUAGUGCUGGGCUUCCUGGCCAUGUGGACGGUGGGGGCCCUGGAACAAGGCAUCCACACGCCCCUGGUGACCCGAGGCCACACUCUCGCGGGCCGUCACUUCUACCUCUGCCACCACGACCGCUGGGACUACAUCAUGGUUGUGGCCGAGAUGCUGCUCCUGUGCUGGGGCAGCUUCCUCUGCUAUGCCACCCGGGCUGUACCCUCGGCCUUCCACGAGCCGCGCUACCUGGGCAUCGCCCUGCACAACGAGCUGCUGUUCUCUGCCGCCUUCCACGCAGCCAGGUUUGUGCUGGUUCCCUCCCUGCACCCAGACUGGACCCUGCUCCUCUUCUUCUUCCACACCCACAGCACAGUCACCACCACACUGGCUCUGAUCUUCAUUCCUAAGUUCCAGAAGCCAGGGGCUCCUUCCCGAGAGGAGAUUGUGGAUGAAGUGUAUGAGGACGAGCUGGACCUGCAGCGGUCAGCGUCUUACCUGGACAGCAGCAUCGCCUCUGCGUGGAGCGAGCCCAGCCUGGACCCCGGAGACAUUCGGGAUGAGCUGAAGAAGCUCUACGCCCAGCUGGAGGUCCACAAGACCAAGGAGAUGGCUGCUAACAACCCGCACCUGCCCAAGAAGAGGGGCAGCUCACGCCAGGGCCUGGGCCGCUCCUUCAUCCGGUACCUGGCCGAGUUCCCGGAGGCCCUGGCCCACCAGCACUCCCGGGACUCGGGCUCCCCCAGCCUGGGCAGCCUGCCCGGCUCGCGCCACCGGCUGCUCAGCUGCAGCCUCCAGGACCCCGAGGGGCCCCCGGCCCUGCGCAAGUCCCGCAGCACCUACGACCAUGACCGCCACAGCCACCGCCGAGAGCAGGGCCCACCGCUCCUCGACUCGCUGCUGAGGAGGAAGCUGGCCAAGAAGGCCUCGCAGGAAAGUAAGGAGAGCCGCGAGUCGGCCGAGGGGCCCCCCGCCCUGGGCCUCAGGUCAGCCAGCGCCCACAACCUGACGGUGGGCGAGAGGCUCCCCAGGGCCCGGCCCACGUCCCUGCAGAAGUCACUCAGCGUGGUGGCGGGCUCCAGGGAAAAGGCCCUGCUCGUGGCCAGCCAGGCCUACCUGGAGGAGACCUAUCGGCAGGCGAAGGAGCGAGAGGAGAGGAAGAAGGCCGAGGCCGCCUCGGCCAGCCCAGUGAGGAGGCCGGAGCGAGCUCAACGGGUCCCCCUAUCAGCCCCACCUUCCCCUGCCAAGAGUCACAGCGUGGACAGCUCUCACACCGUCACUGCUACUGCCGCGAGGCUUCCAGAGGAGGCCGAGAAAAGGCUGCCUCACCCGCCCAUCCGGCACCAGGUCUCCACACCCAUCAUGGCCCUGUCCGGGGCCUGCUGUGGUGAGCAGAGGAUGCUAUCUCCCACGUCCACCUUGGCUCCAGCUCUGAUGCCAGCUCCCUCUCCGGCCCCAGCCCCAACCCAGCUCCCCACCCUGACACUGGUCCCUGUACCCCCUCAAAGCCCCAGCUUGCUCACCUUCAUCUGCCCCUGGGAGAAUGCAGAAUUGCCAGUCAAGAAAGGAAAUGUGGCUAAAGAGGGCUCCUCGGCGCCAGAGCAAGGCAUCCACCCCACCGCCCCAGCUCGGGGCAGGCUCUGGAGGGCCCUGUCGGUUGCACUUGAGAGAAAGGGGCUGGAGGAGAGUGGGAUGGCCACAGAGGAUGGACGUCUCCAAAGGGAAGCCAGUGAGGGGGACGAGGACAAGUCCAAGGUCUUCUCUAAAUCCCACAGCCUCAAGACUCCUGUUCAGCAGUGUUCCAUGUACAGCCUGGGCCUGGCUAUCAAAGCCCUGACCCGUUCCCGGAGCACUCACAGAGAGAAGGAGAGUGGGGAAGGGAGUCCUGAGCUGGAGGAGAAGGGCAGAGCCUUGGGAGAGGGGGUGGGGGCCUGCCCCAGAUCUCCCAGCCUAGGCCGGCCCAAGGCAGUGAGUAAGCAGGCCGCCCUCACACCCUGUGACUAUGAGGAGACCCUCCAGAACCAACAGAAUGCUCACACCAGCCGAAUGCUCCAAAUCUACCACCAGGAGGGCAGCAGCGAACAAGAAGACAGAGGCAGGGGGGCAUCCCAAGGUCUAGGGGAGGGAAAAGUAGAGACAGCAGAUAAAGCAGAGUCUGCUACACUGAGGCAAGCCAGGCAGGACACAGUCGGGGACAAAAAUGCUGAGCGAGCAAAAGAAGCCCCUGUGGGGUGGCGGGAAGCACCCAAAGCUGGCGUCCAGCCCGCGGGCAGUGCUGACUGCAGGGUGGCAGAGCUAUGCCCCAGGGAAGUCAUCCAGUUAGAAACGUGUCAGUCUGCCGGUAGCACCAAGGCCCAGAUCUGCCACUGGGAGGUGAGUGAAAGGGCCCCUGAGAAGGGGACACAACGACAAGAUCUAGAGGACUCUCAAGAGAAAAGGAGAGCAUCAGAAAGGUCAGGGCCCCCAAACUUGGCUGUUGCUGCUCGGAAAAAACCAGAGAGGCUGGUCAGGGGGCAGGAGGCAGUAUGUCCCUGGGAGGGUGCCGAUCCUGAGAGUCUGUGUCCUUGGUCAGCCUCUCAGGACUCAGGACUCAGGUCUGAGGCAGCGGGCAGGAGAGAAGUCAAAGAGGUGGGGAGGCCUCAGCAGGGAGCCCCCAGCCCGGGGGCUUGUUCUCCCGACCCUGCCAAGGCGGAGCUCUGUCCCUGGGAGGCAUGUGAAGGAGAGAAUGGAAAACCAUUCCAGGAGGGAGUGAAGCUUUCCCAGGAAACCCCCAAGAAAGCAACCUUUUGGAAAGAACAGAAACGGAGUGGAGACUUGGAGUCUUUUUGCUGGUGGGAAAGGACAGAUUUCCGGGGCCCCUUAGCAGUCUCUACUCCGGCCCCGGGAACCCCAGUGUGCUCCGGGAGUUUGGGCAGUAGCAUCUUGGAGGUGUGUCGUUGGGAGGAAGGCGAUCCUCCCAUCAGGAAGGCAGAGGUCUGUCCCCGGGAGCUGGGCGACGAGGUAGUGGGGAAGGAGAUGCUGAGUCAGGGGACAGGUGGAGAAUUUCUCCAGGAAAAGGGGAAAGCCUCUAGAAAAGGGCUCUUUGAAGAGAUGGGGGAACAAACUGGAAAAGCAGUGCAGAAAACUAGUCAAGAGCAGGAGUCAGUGUGUCCCCAAGAGAGCACAGCCCGUGGGCACCCCAGCCUAUGUCUAGAUAGUUCCUCGGCCAAAGCUAAGGGCCAGUUCCUUAGCAACGGAGGAAGCAGAGCAACGCAGGUCUGUCCACAGGAAGAUCCCAGGCCAGAGCUGACGGACGUAACACCUUCGAGGGCCAAGCUCAGUCCUUGGGAGGUAAAUGAACGAGUAAGAGAGGACUGGACGUCAGGACGGGCAGCAAAAGCAGGAGAAUCUCAAAAGGACAAGGAGAAAAUGCUGGGAACAUCAGGAAUCAAAGAUGACGUGGCAUGGGCAGAGCCUGAGGGACAGAUCCAAAAGCCAGAAGCAGUCUGUCCUUGGGAGAUUGUGAACCCUGGCAGCUUCUCCCCACAACCAGGUCCUCGAGACACAGACAGAGCCAAAGCCAACUUUCACAUGUCAGGCAGCGAGGGGAGCAAAACCGCCAAGAUCUGCCCAUGGGACAGGGAGGAAAGCAUGCGUGCCGAGAAGGCUGAGGUCUGUCCCUGGGAGGUGAGUGCGGGAACAGGGCAGGAAAGAGCUUUGGGAACUGAGGCCAUUAGGAAAUUUCCAAAUGACACAGGAAAGGCUUCUGCAGGUCGUGGACCCAGCGAGAUAGCUGUUACCGCUCCAAAGACGCUGGAGAGGCCGGCCUGGGAGCGGGAGGCGGCCUGUUCCUGGGAAAGCUUGGAUCCGGGGGGCUCCUCUCAGUAUUCAGACACUCUGGGCACUGACGGACCAAAAGCUGGGCUCCAGGAACAGGACCGUGCGGGGUGCAGGGCAGCUGAGGUCUGUCCCUGGGAAAUGCAGGAAGCAUCUCCCAGUGAGAAAGCCAAGAUCUGUCCCUGGGAGGUGAAUGAAGGAGCUACUGGGACAAGACUGGAACACGCGAGGGCGAGUGACUCAGCAGGGCAAGAGGAGAAAACUCUAGACAAGGGGAGACUCGCCUCCCUGGGAGAAGACAUAUCAAAGUGGGACACAAAACAGAGUCAAGAAGAGGAAGCUAUUUGUCCUUGGGAGAAGGACUUGAGGGAACCAUCUGCUCAGUGCCCCGAGGUCUCAGACUCAUCCCUCAGCACGAGGGGCAACGUGGCUGAGGGAUAUUCCUUGGAAGCGAGGGAUGAGGCAGUGGAGGAAGGGGACCUGAGAAAAGAUGCAAAGAUGGGCUCCCUCCCAGAAUGCAGAACCCCAGAAAAAGCCCCAUCUCCCAAAGCGGGAGAAUUCACUACUGAAGAUGGGGGCAAAGCAAGCAAAGAGCUACAAUCUAUCUGUCCACAGGAGGGCCCGGCCCCGGCAGGUGCCUUCUCCCACCCGGACGGUGGGUGCUGUGACCAGCCUAAAGCUGGCUCUCAGGACCUGGUCAGCAGUGGGGGCAGGCUCGCUGAGGUGUGCCCGUGGGGUGCUCUUAAACCAGACAGCAGCGCCAAAGCUGAGAUCUGCCCCUGGGAGGUGACUGGAAGGGUCUCUGAUGAAGGGACGGCAAGACAGGAUGGGAAAGGGACGUCUCAAGAGGAGAAGGGGAAAGCCCCAGGAAGACAAGAGCCCCAAGUUGUGGCAGUUCAGGAAAAGCCGGAGAGGGCAGAUGGGAAACAGGAGGCCGUGUGUCCCCAGGAGAGUCAGGGCUGUGGGGAUCUGCCUCCACAACCAGCCCCACAAACUUCUGACAGAGGCCAAGGCAGUUCUGAGGCAGCAGACAGUGUGGCGGCCAGGGCAGCAGAAAUGUGUCCGUGGGAAGCAGAAGAGUCUCCGUCUGCUAAAACAGCAGACAUCUGUCCUUGGGAGGUGAAGACAGAAGCUGCAGAGAAAGGGGGACUGGAACAAGAGGAGGACAGGAAAUCCCAAGGGCAAGGAGAGAGGAUCCCUCAGAAGGCAGCAUCUUGGGAAGGGACUGAAGAACACUUUUCAAAAGCAGCAGCGAAAGUCGGCAGGGAGCAGGAGACAGUCUGCUCAGGUUUGGGGGAUGCUCCAGACACUGACCAACCCCCAGUCAGUCCCCACGGAGCAAGCAGUAUGGCAGAGCUGUGUCGAUGGGAAAUCACAGAUCCAGAAGGCAAUAAAAUAAAGGGCACCAUGGCAGACAUCUGUGAUUGGGAGGGAACCGGAGUCCCAAUGGAGGAAUCUGGCCUUCUGGCUUCAACGGCAACUCGGACAGAAGUAUUUUUCCCCACAGUCCCUGAGAACCCACCAGGCCUUUCAGUCCACAGACCUCUGGGUCGCUUCCUUCCAGAGAGCAAAAGCCCCCGCCCUGGGGGGAGCAAGAAAGCAACCACUUUCACUCUAGAAGACGUCAGAGAACUCCAAGGAGCUUCAGGACACCGGCCAAGGACCAGCUCGGCCCCUGAGCCAAGUCUCCAAGGAGCUGAGGCUCAGGAGUCUUCCUCCUUAACUGAAGACAAAGAUGUCACUUCUAUAGCUCCCCAUGAACAAUUCUCCCCUCCGACUGUCUAUCCUUGGGACUGCGAGUAACAGGUCCGUCAGGGGAGGCCAAACACCUGGUGGCUGAUUUUCAAGAGCCAAAGUCCUUUCCAAGUCCCCCGUGUCCCCCAAGAGCUGAGUCAAAGACACUUGGCCACUUGCCCUCUCCAUGAAGGCCAGAAGUCAACUCAUUUCAGAAGACAAAUUGUACAAGAAAGAAGGGUGCACCUCAGACCCCAACAGCAAGUCUCACCCUCUCUUUACUUCCCACUCUUCUCCCUAAUCGAGGGAAGAGAGGCGAGGCCCUCUGCUUCGGACGAGCCGUCCCAUCGGGCUAGGGGACUCAACACAAGCUGCGUCUAACACUCACAAAGCCAACGUUUGGGAUGAAAGAAGUCGGCAGUGCCCAGUCCACAUUCUCUCAUACAGACCCGUUUUUUUGAGAAGAAACUAUAAACCAUGCAAGGCACUGGCAGCAUUAGGGUCUGAGGAAUGCUAUAAAAGGUCACCAUAGGAGCUUAAGAUGUCACUUAACUCAAGUUCAAAGAUAAAUCAGCGGAAAAACUUUUUUAAAGUUUAUUUAUUUUGAGAGAGACAGAGGGGAGGGAAGGGGGGUGAGAGAGGGAGAGAGAAUCCCAAGCAAGUUCUGCACCAUUAACAUCAGAGACGGGGAAAACUUAAAUGGCUCAAAUGAGGUACCCGAAAUGCCUUAAAGACAACCCCGUCAUUUUGACUUUGGAGCUCUAGUUUCUGCUGUAUUGAUCCUCACGCCUGCCCUGCUUGGCUGCUCAGGUAGAGCCGAUCGAGCCCUCUUGCUUCCUUAUCAGCAUCUGGCAUCCAAAGCAACACCAGACACGAGAGAGCAUAGGAGGAAAGGCAGCGGCUCCACGCCCUCCCCGCACCGGCCAAGGGCGAGCUCUCCCUUCCAGACACCCCCUCCGGUUUAAGGAGUGUGCCUCUUGCUUUUUCAAAUAGUUCCUCCCCACUUCUGCCCCAUCUCGUGCCAGUCUCCAAUUCACCUCACUGGCUCAUUCUCCUCCCAGCCCUUCAGAGCUGUCACCAAAGGGACCCCUGUCUGCUGUCAAUUCGACUGGAGGCAGGGGAAUUUCUGGCUCUAAUGUGAGCACUCCAAAUCGCUUGCUCAGUAACAAGAGGCCUACAUCAGCUGCCUCGCUGAGAGGCGAGAGGGAAGGUCCUGUUUGCAGUCAGCAGGAGAAUCAUCCUCAGAAAGAGUAGCGCUGCUGGGCAGGUUAGAGGCCCGAGGGCGGGGGAAGGGCACUGGGGAAACAAGGUUUUCUUCUCAGUGAGCUCAGUUCUAUCUUCUCUAGUCAGUUCAGGCUACCCUUGCUUAAGCAAUCUUAGACACCAGAGCAGAAGAAGAGGAUGUUAACCAGAGGGAAAUGAGGAAGGAGAAAAGCACUGGUCAGAGAAGGCCCAGCUUUGGCAGGGGUGAGGUGGGGGGAGGAAACAGGCAGACUAAACAUGACAGAGCUGGGCAGGGGCACUGAAGAUGGCAGUAAGUCCACCCUCUCGCUGCACAGGUACUGAUGCCAUUCCCAGGGAAGAAAAAGACUAAAUAAGACCAAAUACCCAACGGGGGGAAAAAAGGAGUCUGCAUAUAAAUAGUAUAGGCAGCUUCAGGACUUGCAGAAAAAGUAGCAAAAUGCUCCAUUUCCAAAAAGAAGGAAUGGAAAAACUCCGUCUUUCAGGGACCAGUUGCCCUUGUUCCCAUGUCUAGCCCCUCCCACUCACCUGGUCCCUUGGCCUGGGGUUUCAGAGGAGUGAAGUGUCGUGUUGCUCUGGGCUCCUGCUGGCUAACCUCACUGCUUCUAAGCCAAUGAGACUUUGGUAACCGCACAGCAGAACAGUCCCACUGUGCCCAGUUUAGCUGGGAACAGGAAAGUUAUUCCCGUCUUUCACUGCUAUGAAAUAAACCAGGGGGGAGAAAAGAAUAAAGAAUGCUUUCUCUUGACCACUGCAGUGGGUUCUAGCUUAUUCAUUACGGUGAUUUUUUCCCCCCAAUGUUCUUAGACAAGGACGUAAGUCGGUGAGAUAAGCAAGCCCAAGGUAACUGCGCUGCAGCUUUUGGGGCUUUGAGGGGGUCUGGCGAAUUCUCAGCCUGGAGCCAGCUCUGCGCUGGCACUGCAGAUGGUCUCUGCCUGGCCCUUCAAGCAAAUCCUUCACAUCUGGGCCAUUUGCUCAGCUGGAUUUGAUCCCAAGGGGAAAUGAAAAUUGCACUUAUCCUCUGGCUCCCUGGUGGCAGUUACCGCUUAGCUGCUAUUUAGGAUUAUCUGGAGGACGC
This is a messenger RNA of Suricata suricatta (meerkat), 9437 nucleotides long. It is a transcript of the gene GPR179, whose product is annotated as G protein-coupled receptor 179. NCBI's taxonomy places the organism in Eukaryota, Metazoa, Chordata, Mammalia, Carnivora, Herpestidae. Gene Ontology annotation, biological process: G protein-coupled receptor signaling pathway. Gene Ontology annotation, cellular component: membrane. The transcript is spliced from 11 exons. Gene Ontology annotation, molecular function: G protein-coupled receptor activity. The coding region runs from base 92 to 7186 and encodes 2364 amino acids. The record is from RefSeq and is a predicted model, not a curated record.